GUGCAGGAGCCCGUUGGCUUGAUCCGGAGCCUGGGAGCUGUAAAACCUGUUGUCAUAAUUGAUCAGUGAGCAGUGCUUCUAUAAGACACAGCAGCGAAUGCAGAUGGGAUGGAUGGUUAGCGUGAAGUCGUACCUGAGAAGUUCCGCAGUCAUCCGGGGCAGCUGCAGGGGACUAAGAGCUGCCGAACCCACAGCGUAAGAUUGAUCGCCUAGGACAUUGCAAAUGGCCGCGGAGAUUUGUUCAGGGCCAGGAGAUGGUACACUUAACGGAAAGAACAAGCACCAGAUAUAUUUCCCAGAUCCCUAGCCACGGCAGAGUUAGUCAGAGGCUUUAAGUUUUACCAUCCGGGCGCCACCGGAUUUGCAACAGAUGCUUCCAAAGAGGGUGCUAGAGCUGACGGGAGCCGGCCAAGUAGUAUGCAUGCAGGUCUAGGCCACGGGCUUGAUGUGCACGAUUUUCUUAGUGCACCUUAGCGAUGGGCGACCCCGCCGGCUGAUGGCCCCGACCCCGGAUAAGGGGAUCAUCGCAAGGCUCUGCAUGACCAGCCCUGCCGAAUUCCGGGUACGACCGUGGCGUGUUCCAUGGUUCGGCUAUCCCAGCUCGCCGUACAGACAUCGGCCGAAUAGCUUCACAUACGGCCGUGUCGUCGGCUCCGACGAUUUCCCUCGCUUAAAUAUAGGGAAAAAAGCGGAUAACACCGCCCACUGAUGGUAGAAAUGAGAAGAUUCGAUUGAAAAAGGAUGUCUUGACGAUGCAUAAGCGCUGCCUUGCCGAGAUUCAUGUAUAGCAGGAAAGUGGGAUGAAGGCAAAGGUGAACGGGUCAUUGAUGUAACCCAACUCUAUAGACUUGCGCGUGACGCGCCGCGAUUCGUCCGGAGUUACUUUUCCCGGCGCCGCUUUCGGAUCGUGUUUGCCUGA
Aspergillus vadensis CBS 113365 is the source of this 919-nucleotide messenger RNA. RefSeq lists its product as uncharacterized. The record is from RefSeq and is a predicted model, not a curated record. Bases 497 to 709 code for a protein of 70 amino acids. The transcript has a single exon. Lineage: Eukaryota; Fungi; Ascomycota; Eurotiomycetes; Eurotiales; Aspergillaceae.